GAAUUAGAGAAAUUGUUAAUGAAAUAGAAAAAAGUAUUAAAAAAAUAAAUAAAGUAGAAACAGGAGUUGCAAUUGAAAGAACUCUUUCAAAGAUAGAAAAAAUAAUUAAUUAUGUAACUGUAGCAAAAAUAUGUAUUAGACAAAAAAUUGAAGGAUUUGACAAGAUAGUUCACCUUCGGAAAAUUUAUCUUAUAAGAAAUCAAAAAAAUUCUGAUAACAUUCAUGAACCAUUCAUAAAUUUAGAGAAUCAAAGUCAACCUAAUCAAUCUUAUAGAAGGAUAGAUU
Funneliformis geosporum is the source of this 285-nucleotide messenger RNA. Lineage: Eukaryota; Fungi; Glomeromycota; Glomeromycetes; Glomerales; Glomeraceae. The record is from the annotation of a GenBank genome assembly.